This is a messenger RNA of Colletotrichum karsti, 1578 nucleotides long. Its product is annotated as hexose transporter protein. The transcript has 5 exons. Gene Ontology annotation, cellular component: membrane. Gene Ontology annotation, molecular function: carbohydrate:proton symporter activity. Gene Ontology annotation, biological process: transmembrane transport; carbohydrate transport. Lineage: Eukaryota; Fungi; Ascomycota; Sordariomycetes; Glomerellales; Glomerellaceae. The coding region runs from base 1 to 1578 and encodes 525 amino acids. The record is from RefSeq and is a predicted model, not a curated record.
AUGGAGCUGAAGCAGUCAGAGAGUCAUGGCGCUGACCAUGUCGACAACGCAUACGAUCCGCACCUCGAAGCCCCUGAAGGAUCACCUUUACCAUGGUACAAACAGUCAGAACUCAGGAAGCUGUACUUCAUGAUGGUCUUCCUCUUCCUAGGCUCAACAACACUAGGAUAUGACGGCAGCUUACUCAAUGGACUUCAGACCAUGCAAUCAUGGCAGGCUUACUUUGAUCAUCCAUCCGGAAGUCGACUCGGCAUCUUUGGCGCCAUGCCCGGCUUCGGCGGUCUCUUCGUCCUCCUCUUCGCCCCCUACAUCGCCGACGGCCUCGGCCGAAAGACGGGCACCGCCAUCGGCUGCGUCUUCGUCGUCCUCGGCGCCCUCCUCCAGGCCUUCCCCAAACAAGGCGCCGGCCGGGACGCCAUGUACCUCGUCGGCCGCUUCAUCAUGGGCGCCGGCUCCAACAUCUCCAACGGCACCUGCCCGCUCCUCAUCACCGAGGUCGCCCACCCGCGCCACCGCGGCAAGGUCACCACCCUCUACAACACCCUCUGGUACCUCGGCAGCAUCAUCGCCGCCUGGACCUGCUUCGGCACCCUCACGCAGCAGCACGGCGACAUCCAGUGGCGCCUGCCCACGGGCCUGCAGUGCAUGAUGCCCGGCAUCCAGCUGCUCGCCGUCUGGUUCCUGCCGGAGAGCCCCAGGUGGCUGAUCAGCAAGGGCAAGGAGGAGCAGGCGAGGAAGGUCCUGGUCAAGUACCACGGCAACAACGACGAGAACGACGAGUUCGCGCGGUGGGAGUUUGCGGAGAUCUCGAGCACGCUGAAGCUGGAGAAGGAGGCUGCCGCGAACAGCGGAUGGAUGGAGCUCGUGAGGACCCCUGGUAACCGUAAGCGCUGUGCUUUGAUCAUCGCGACGGCCAUCUUCUCCCAGUGUUCUGGAAACGGGCUGGUUUCAUACUACCUUGCCGUUAUCCUGAGUACCAUUGGCAUCAAAGACUCGAUCACGCAGUCCUACAUCAACGGCGGCCUGACCAUCUGGUCAUGGCUCGUCUCCCUCACCGCCGCCUUCUUCGUCGACCGCAUCGGGCGCAGAGUCCUCUUCCUCUUCGCAGGCGUCGGAAUGCUCCUCUCCUUCUCCGUGUGGACGGCCUGCAGCGCAGUAUACGCCCAGACCGAGUCGGCCUCGGCCGGAAUCGCCGUCGUAGCCAUGAUCUUCGUCUUCUACGGAGUCGCGGGCGCGGCCUGGCCCGGCCUGACCGUCUCCUACACCGUCGAGAUCCUGCCCUACAACAUCCGCGCCAAGGGGCUUACUCUCUGCUUCUGCUUCACGGCUCUGAGCGGUGUCUUUAACCAGUGGGUUAACCCGCUCGGCAUCGAGCAGCUGGAAUGGCGCUUCUACUUUGUUUACAUCGCUAUCUUGGUGAUUGAGGUCCUGGUGAUCUACUUCUUCUUCGUCGAGACGAGAGGUCCUACUCUGGAAGAAAUUGCUGUGCUCUUCGACGGAAAGAACUCUGCCGCUGGAGUUGCCCAGGUCGAAGCUCAGGCGCAGGCUGAAAAGGCUGAGAAAAGAGAAUCGGCAUAG